CUCACUGUAUCCAUGACAAUAGAGCAACCAUCUUGUGGUUAAGCGUGUGGUUAAGCGUAUGGUUUUAUGUAAAAGAGAAAAACCCAUGGUAGCACUAAUGUGAGAGAGAAGAGGGAGAGAGAGAGAUACAAGGCUAUAGUGCAUCGUAAAACAGUAUGAUUGAGAGAGGAAACAGUCCUACCUAGCUGACACAGACUUCAUCGGACCAGCUUCAGGGACAAAUGAAGCCCCAUCAUACCAUAGCCUUCCUCACUCUCCAGCUCCUCUCCAUAGAGAUCCCAGAGGUGUUGGGUGUGGCUGAGACAAGGACGGCCAUUGAGGGUCAGUCCAUCAUUUUGACCUUACCUAGUGAGCAGAUUGAACCGCAAAGUCAGGUUGAAUGGAGAUACAGCCAACCCGGAAAAAAUAAGCUGCUGGCUUUAGUACAAUUAAACGAAGAUGGUGACCACAAGACAACCAUCUUUAACAACCGGACGAAGAUCCAGAAUAAUGGAUCUCUGAGUAUCCAGGGUCUCAGUCAGGGAGAUUCAGGGAAUUACACCUGCAGUGUGUUUUCCACAGGCAGAACCAUCCAGACAUACACUGUUACUCUGAAUGUGCUGAGGCUGGGGGAGAGGGAAUCACACCCACCUGUCAGUGUCAUCUCAGGUUCACAGAACGUGACUACAACCAACACUUCAUCUAGCAUCCCAGAUGUGUCAGUUGGGGGAGAUACAGGGGUAACACUGUGGAUUAUCAGCACAGCGGGUGGAUGCUCAGCAGUGUUUCUUAGUAGUGUGCUGGCUGUGGUUGCAUUUCAAUGGAGAAAGAGGCAAAGAUCCAGCACAGAUGAACCUAUCUACAGUAACACCGCCUACCUCAGACACAUGCACUGUCAUGUUAGGGACACCUGCCAAUCAUGUCAACACUCAUGAAGUUACUAGAGCAACGGCACCUUCUAGCGCAGGAAGGGGGAUGAGAGGAGAAAUGUCUUGAGUGAUAAGGAUGAGAGGGAAAGGAGAGGAAAAUAUGUAAAGAAAAUAAGAGCGGGUUGCAAUUCCAGCUUGAAGGUGGAGAGCAAGAACAGAUGAGAUCAGAGAUGCAUAAGAGGAACUUAAUUUAUGCUACUCACUGUUUUAAAAAGCCCAAAUUGAUAUACUUUGAAAUUAAUUAAAUGUCUGGUUUCAAUAAACAAUUAAACUGAA
Molecule: messenger RNA, 1184 nt
Organism: Coregonus clupeaformis (lake whitefish)
Lineage: Eukaryota; Metazoa; Chordata; Actinopteri; Salmoniformes; Salmonidae
Exons: 4
Coding region: 222-914 (230 amino acids)
Source: RefSeq, a predicted model, not a curated record